This is a messenger RNA of Penicillium crustosum, 798 nucleotides long. RefSeq names its product HpcH/HpaI aldolase family protein. The coding region runs from base 1 to 798 and encodes 265 amino acids. Gene Ontology annotation, molecular function: aldehyde-lyase activity. Gene Ontology annotation, cellular component: cytoplasm. The record is from RefSeq and is a predicted model, not a curated record. The transcript has 3 exons. NCBI's taxonomy places the organism in Eukaryota, Fungi, Ascomycota, Eurotiomycetes, Eurotiales, Aspergillaceae.
AUGACUCUAAGCAAUACUCUUUACAAGAAAGUGGCCCAAGAGGGACUUUGUAAGGCGUUUGGCAUUCGACUAGUCACAAAUCCUGCUGUUGUCCAACUUGCGAAAAACGGCGGCUUCGACGCGUUAUUUGUCGACUUAGAACAUUCUACGUUAUCUGUCAAUGACGCUAGUCAGAUUUGCACUGUAGCUCUACAGAUCGGUAUCACUCCUUUUGUUCGAGUGCCAUAUCAAUGUGGGAACGGGUUCGUCCAGCGUGUGCUGGAUGGCGGUGCCAUGGGUGUUGUCUUCCCACACAUCCAUAAUAAAAGAGAUGCAGAGGCCGCAGUGGGAAUCUCAAAGUAUCCUCCGCAGGGAUUUCGAUCGAUGACUGGCCAGCUACCAGUUUUCGGCCUUGAGCCUACUCCAGCUAAGAGAAUCAUCGAGGAAACAAAUGCACACGCCUCCACGGUGCUUUUGAUGAUUGAGACCAAGGACAGCAUCGAAAAUGUGGACGACAUUGCUGCUGUAGACGGCGUUGACGUGCUUCUCAUCGGGUCGAAUGACUUGGCGAUCGAACUCGGCGUCCCUGGCCAAUUUCAAAGCACUGAGUUCCGUACUGCAUUAGAGAAAGUGAGCCAGUCUUGCCAUAAACAUCGCAAGAUCUUUGGUCUUGCGGGAAUCUACGACGCCCCGGACAUCCAGAACUGGGCUUUGAAUACUUUGGGGGCUCGGUUCAUCCUUGCACAGCAAGAUUCCGGAUUAAUUGCCAGUGCUGGAAAGAAAUGCGCUGAUGCUCUCUCUCAGAUUUACAAGCAAUAG